Hemicordylus capensis (graceful crag lizard) is the source of this 4869-nucleotide messenger RNA. RefSeq names its product EMAP like 1 (gene EML1). Gene Ontology annotation, biological process: microtubule cytoskeleton organization. The transcript is spliced from 24 exons. Gene Ontology annotation, cellular component: mitotic spindle. The record is from RefSeq and is a predicted model, not a curated record. The coding region runs from base 486 to 3014 and encodes 842 amino acids. NCBI's taxonomy places the organism in Eukaryota, Metazoa, Chordata, Lepidosauria, Squamata, Cordylidae. Gene Ontology annotation, molecular function: microtubule binding.
ACCCACGCGGCAAGCAGGAAAAGUCUCCCAUCUGCAAGUCACAGAGAAAAGUAUCCUCCGUCUCACGUCCCGCGCCAGUCGGGGGAGGGGGUCCCUGCACCCUCAUUCGUUGGGUGUCAACACCCCACCCCACCCCACUCCCAGUUUCAAAGGGAAGCAGCCCCAUUCCCCCCACCCCACCUCGCCCGCCUUCUAAUGGGGAGAGGAGAAGGAGAAGGAGAAGCGGCGGCGGCGGCGGCGGCCCAAGCCACCGUGGAGUGAAUGCGUUGUCAUGGCAACUGGCAGAGGCAGGCAGCAGGCCGGCCCCAGCCCUAGCCGCCUCGGCUGCUCCUCAGUGAGUGUGUGUGGGUGAGAGCAGUGAGCAAGCAAAGCAGGCGAGAGGAGCCGCCUGAGCUGGUGGGGAGAAGAGAUCGAGAGAGGCCGGCGGGGGUGGGGGGAGAACGAGGGGGAGGCCGGGGUGGUGGGGCUGGCUGGCCGGCUCCAGGAUGAUGGAGGACGGAUUCUCCAGUUACAGCAGCCUCUAUGACACCUCCUCGCUCCUGCAGUUCUGCAAUGAUGACAGUGCUUCUGCUGCUAGCAGCAUGGAGGUGACAGACCGCAUUGCUUCACUGGAGCAGCGUGUCCAGAUGCAGGAAGAUGACAUCCAGCUGCUCAAGUCAGCUCUGGCAGACGUAGUUAGGCGCCUGAAUAUUACUGAGGAGCAACAGGCCAUGCAGAACAAGAAAGGACCUACCAAAGCAAGACCUCUAGUACAAACACUGCCUUUAAAGACUACUGUUAAUAAUGGAACUGUUUUACCAAAGAAACCCAGUGGCUCUCUACCUUCCCCAUCAGGAACCAGGAAAGAAAUUGUAUCGCCGGCAGCAAAAAGCAGGUCUGUGAGUCUUCUCAAUGCAUGCAAACUGAAAAAAACUGCUCUAAGCACUGUCAAAAGAACUAACUCUGCUGAACGUAUGUCUCCUGGAGGUCGAAGGGAAAGUUAUGGAGAUUCCAAAGGCAGCCGUAAUCGAGCUGGAUCCACGAGUAGUUCAUCUAGUGGUAAAAAGAACAGUGAAAGCAAGCCCAAGGAACCAAUGUUCAGUGCAGGGAAGCGCCGGGUGACACAUUGCAAAGAGGAAGGAUAUGUUAAAAUGUUUCUCCGUGGACGUCCUGUUACCAUGUAUAUGCCCAAAGACCAAGUUGAAUCCUACCAUUUGGAAGCAAAAGCAGAACUACCAGCCAAGAGGCUUAAACUGGAAUGGGUCUAUGGCUAUAGGGGUCGUGAUUGUCGCAGUAACCUGUACCUCCUGCCAACGGGUGAAACUGUGUAUUUCAUUGCAUCAGUUGUUGUAUUAUACAAUGUUGAAGAGCAACUGCAAAGACAUUACACUGGUCAUAACGAUGACGUGAAGUGCCUAGCUGUCCAUCCUGACAGGAUCACCAUAGCAACUGGUCAGGUUGCAGGAACAUCUAAGGAUGGAAAACAACUACUGCCCCAUGUGCGUGUCUGGGAUUCUGUUACUUUGAAUACACUGCAUGUCAUUGGAAUGGGGUUCUUUGACCGGGCUGUUACUUGCAUUGCAUUUUCCAAAUCAAAUGGAGGGAGUAACCUUUGUUCAGUGGACGAUUCCAAUGACCAUGUGCUUUCAGUGUGGGACUGGCAGAGAGAAGAAAAGCUUGCAGAUGUCAAGUGCUCUAAUGAAGCAGUAUUUGCUGCAGAUUUUCACCCUACAGACACGAAUAUAAUAGUUACAUGUGGAAAAUCACAUCUCUAUUUUUGGACACUCGAAGGAAGUUCUCUUAUUAAAAAACAAGGAUUGUUUGAGAAACAAGAGAAGCCAAAGUUUGUCCUGUGUGUGACAUUUUCUGAAAAUGGUGAUACUAUCACAGGAGACUCAAGUGGAAAUAUCUUAGUUUGGGGAAAAGGUACCAACAGAAUAAGCUCUGCAGUUCAAGGAGCCCACGAGGGUGGAAUUUUUGCACUUUGUAUGUUGAGAGAUGGUACACUUGUGUCAGGAGGUGGAAAAGACAGAAAGCUAAUAUCUUGGAAUGGGAAUUACCAAAAACUUCACAAAACUGAGAUUCCGGAGCAGUUUGGGCCAAUAAGAACAAUAGCGGAGGGAAAAGGCGACAUCGUGUUGAUAGGCACUACUCGAAACUUUGUUCUACAAGGCUCGCUAUCAGGAGAUUUUUCUCCAAUUACCCAGGGUCAUACUGAUGAGCUUUGGGGACUAUCAGCACAUUCCUCCAAAUCUCAAUUCUUCACUUGUGGACAAGACAAACACAUCACACUCUGGGAUGCUAUCAGUCAUCGUCCAAUCUGGAACAAAAUUAUAGAGGAUCCAGCACAGUCUUCUGGCUUUCAUCCUUCAGGGUCUGUGGUUGCCGUAGGGACACUAACUGGAAGGUGGUUUGUGUUUGACACCGAAACAAAAGAUUUGGUCACUGUACACACAGAUGGAAAUGAACAGCUGUCUACAAUGCGCUACUCGCCAGAUGGCAAUUUUUUGGCAAUAGGUUCUCAUGAUAAUUGUAUUUAUAUAUACAGUGUUAGUGAAAAUGGAAGAAAAUACAGUAGAAUUGGCAAAUGCUCAGGUCAUUCCAGCUUCAUUACUCACUUGGACUGGUCCGUUAAUUCCCAGUACCUUGUGUCUAAUUCAGGGGACUAUGAAAUCCUAUACUGGGUUCCUUCAGCUUGUAAGCAAGUAGUAAGUGUUGAAACCACUAGAGAUAUCGAAUGGGUCACUUACACUUGUACUUUAGGAUUCCAUGUUUUUGGUGUGUGGCCAGAAGGUUCUGACGGCACAGAUAUCAAUGCUGUCUGUCGCUCACAAGGGAGGAAAUUGUUAUCAACUGGCGAUGACUUUGGCAAAGUACAUCUCUUCUCGUAUCCGUGUUCACAGUUUAGGGCUCCAAGCCAUGUGUACGGCGGGCACAGUAGUCACGUAACCAAUGUAGAUUUUCUAUUUGAAGAUACUCAUCUCAUCUCCACAGGUGGAAAAGAUACCAGUAUUAUGCAGUGGCGAGUCAUUUAGAGGAAGUCUUGUAUGAACGUACAUGUAACCAAGAGCUGGCCAUGCACAGAAGUUUUGUAUAAACUGUAUAUUUAAGAUUUAACAGUAUGGUUGCCGUCUAGCCUAGUCACUGUGAUUUUUAAGUUUAAAAAUCCUUACAAACCUCAGGAAAGCUAAGCCCUCCGCUGGCUACCGUCCUUAUUUCAGUAACUCAUUAAGCACCACUUUUUAAAAACAAAAAACAAACCAUUAAAUAUUUCUUUCUUUUUGUUGUACAUGAAGCAGUACAAGUUUAAAAUGAAGUCAUGGCUUGGAUGUUUAUGCAAUACAUAUGAACGGGACUUUUCUAUUAAAUCACACAAAAAAGCUUAUCCUAAUACUAAAUAUAUGUGCUUCACGGUUUCCCUAUUUACACUUUGUCCUGUCCAACCACACACUUAGGAAAUCUGUGGUCAUGGAAGUGAUGAUCCUCCCUUUCUGAUGAAGAAAUUGAUACAGUGAAGAAUUGAUACAGAGAAGGCUUAAGCCAAGCUGGACGAUACUAGGUGGAUAAGCCACUAAGCACUGCUGUUCUCUGAUAUUGAUUUCAAUGGGGCUUCCAUAGGUUCGCCAUUUGAAAUGAAAUACAUUUUACACAGUAGAUCUUGCGGAGUUGCUCCCAUAGUAAGUAAUCUGUCUGAACAAAAAAUUGUGAUAUUUGUUAAUUUGCUUCCCCUCCCCACCCCACCCCCCGCUGGUAUAGCAAUCAUUGAAGUGAUGGGACACAAUUCAGCAAAAGUUGGUCGCAAUUAACUUGCAUAGAAAACACUGGAAUGAGAUUUAUAACAUUGAUUUCAGUGGGACUUUGUCAUGAUUAAUCUUCACAGAAUUGUGCCCAGAGAAAAAAAAUUAUUCCCUUUUAGAUUAGCAGAGUCUACCCUAGUUUUAACUUGAAUAUAUCUCAGCAGGGAUUACAGCUUCAGGUGAUCUUGUUGAAGACAAAAUUCCUUUUUUUACAUAUAAAUCAAUAAUUUCUUAUUUAAAAAGAAGGAACCAACUUGACCACAUCUCUAUUGUUCAGCUGAUAGAGUAAACCGAUCCAUGUACUGAUCAGCAUGAAUACUACUACCUUAUAUAUAAGAUUUUUAGCAAUUCAUGAGAAAUGGUAAAGCAUUCUAAGCUUUACUUGUCUGUUGCUUAUGGAUAUUGUAUAUUCGUAUUUUAAGGCUAAGUAGACCAAGAAUAAAGAGAUUCUUUUAAGUGUAUCCAUAAAUCUGCGGAGGAAAUGGGGGAGUAGACAUAUGUGAACCACUGAGAGCCCCAGCUGGACUGCACAGGCAAUUCAUGCGCUCCCCUAGAAGCAUGGGCACAAUGUUUUUUGAGGUACCAAUGAAGCAGUGUGCAGUCCAAGAGAUGUGCCCAUCAAGAUCAGUCCCAAAGAGGAUGCCUGGCCACAACACUCAUGGUGCAGCCACCUGGGCAGCAAAAUGCCUGCCCUGUGCAUUGAUGCCACCCCCUCUGUGUUUCGCAUGCACAGAUAUUUAUGGUAUGAAAUAAGAUUGUGUUUUGCAAUGAAGCAAGAGUGGAGGUGGCAUAAAGUAGUUCAGAAGGCCUUACCAAUUAUGAUUGUGAUGGCAGACUGAAAAUUGUUUACAUUGGGGAAUGUAUCUAAAGAUUUUAAACGAGCAGAGUUAUAAUAAGCAGGCUCUGAAAUGCUAAAUAGUAAAGGGUUUUUCUUCUUCUUUAUAAUGGACAGGAAACGUGAAUUAAUUGAGCUCUGACACACAGGUUGUUCAGAGUAUUUCAGUGAAGAUUUAAUAUGUUUUGGAGCUUUUUUAUUACAUCUCCAGCCUGCUACACUGAAAGUGCAGGCUACCAAUAAACAUCAUGUAUCAAG